CACCACGUUCGAUUCGACCGCGUUUGCUGCGUGUCGAAGUUUGAAGUUCUUUCUGCUGCUUUACUUUCGUGCUGGUUGCCGAAGCUUGCCGCAAAUAAGUUUUGUACUACUUCGUGCUGGGUGUGACCGGUUUUCUAUUUUACCUCUAAAAAGUGCCAGUACGCUUUGCCUUUGCGACUUUUUUCAACGAAUUACAAAAAGCCUGAACUAGUAAGAUGUCUACUACAGCCCAGUAUUACCCAUUCAAAUGCACUCCCACCGUCUACCCGGCGGAUCCCUUCGAUCCCGUGGCCGACGCGGCAACUUUACGCAAGGCGAUGAAGGGAUUCGGUACCGACGAGAAAUCCAUCAUCGACGUGUUAGCUCGUCGCGGUAUCGUCCAACGUUUGGAGAUCGCCGAAACGUUUAAGACGUCCUACGGAAAAGACCUAAUUUCCGAAUUGAAAAGUGAACUGGGCGGAAAAUUCGAAGACGUUAUUAUCGCUCUUAUGACACCUCUUCCACAAUUUUACGCCAAGGAACUUCACGACGCCGUCGCCGGGCUCGGUACCGACGAAGAGGCCAUCAUCGAAAUUCUAUGCACCCUUUCUAAUUACGGAAUUCGUACUAUCGCACAAUUUUAUGAACAAAUGUACAAUACCACCCUCGAGAAAGAUCUGAAGGAUGACACUUCUGGCCACUUUAAACGUUUACUUGUCUCAUUAGUGCAGGGCAACCGUGAUGAAAACCAGGGAGUGAACGAAGCACAAGCAGUCGCCGACGCCGAUCACCUAUUCAAAGCCGGCGAGGCCAAGUGGGGUACCGACGAAUCCGAAUUCAACGUGAUCUUAGUCACGAGAAGCUACCAACAACUUCGCCAGGUGUUCGCCGAGUACGAACGACUCUCCGGUAAGGACAUUGAGGAGGCCAUCAAGAAGGAAUUCUCAGGAUACGUGCAGAAGGGAUUACUAGGAAUCGUCAAGUGCGUCAAGAGCAAAGUCGGGUAUUUCGCCGAACGCUUGCACGACGCAAUGGCCGGUUUGGGCACCAAGGAUAAGACUCUGAUUCGCAUUAUUGUUUCAAGAUCCGAAAUCGAUUUGGCCGAUAUUAAACAGGCUUUCGUUGAUAAAUAUGGAAAAUCUUUGGAGAGUUGGAUAACCGGCGAUACUUCGGGAGAUUACAAGAGGGUGCUUCUGGCUAUUGUCGAUUAAACUACAUAGUACCUACCUCCUUUACUGCACCAUUAAUAAUUGUAUAUUGCACUGAUAUAUUAUAGCUUCGUCAUACUGCCAUUUUUUAAUUACACGUCCAAAUUUGUAAUUUUUGUAUUACAGGAUGAUGUGACUAAGCAAAUUAGGUAUGCGUUGGUCAGUUUGACGGCAUACGGUUAAGUAUAAUUUUUAAGACACAGUCAAAUUACUACAAACGUCAUAGAUUGUUAAACUGUAUUUUUUUAACGUUUAGCUUAGUGGCCUUGCUGAUAAUCUCAGAGCUUUAUGAAUAAACAGUAAUGUACGCGGAGUAAUUUUUGUACGAUGUAUGUGUUUUUUGUGGAUUAUUAUAGGUUU
Messenger RNA from Photinus pyralis (common eastern firefly), 1547 nucleotides. RefSeq names its product annexin B9. Bases 216 to 1190 code for a protein of 324 amino acids. The transcript has 7 exons. Gene Ontology annotation, molecular function: calcium ion binding; calcium-dependent phospholipid binding. NCBI's taxonomy places the organism in Eukaryota, Metazoa, Arthropoda, Insecta, Coleoptera, Lampyridae. Gene Ontology annotation, cellular component: cytoplasm. The record is from RefSeq and is a predicted model, not a curated record.